GUGCAAAUAGGAUUUUCGACAUGUUGUUAAUUAGAAGUUAUUUCCCAUAUGUUUUGAAGGAAUUCGUCAUAGCAACCCUCGAUUGAAUGAACAAAUGUCGGAACGUCAUAGUCGAAUUUGUUUUAUCCCUAUUGACGACCAUGAUCAACGCUUAAUUAUUGUUAUUUAUAGAUUUUUUCUAUUAUGAGCAAUUCAUCAUUAUUGUGUUCUCUUCGUAACGGAGGAGCAAGUGGAUUUCAUCGAAUCUUGGCAAGUUGUUGCCCGGUCGACCUGCUGCGAUCCUGAUUGGUUCUCGAUUGAUGUGCUCGUAAAUAUUUACACAUACGUGUGUGCGCUUCUUGUUGUACGUAUAUGAAAAUACGAGCAAGUGUACGUGUGGAUAAAAUAGUGGUGGCGAUGAUGAUGAUGACAGUUGUCGAGCCAACAAACAACACACACUCAUACACAUUGACAUCAACUGACUGACACACACCAAUACAUACACAUACACACACACAAUCAACAACAACGACGACGACGACAAAGGUUCCCCUCGCAUCCCAGAUUAUUAUUAUUUUGUGUUUUUUUGUUGUUGUUGUUGUUGUGGAGGUCGUCGCAGCAGCGAUGAGCCUUAGGUGUCCGCGUCUCGUUGUUGUCGUCGCGUUCGAGUCCUGCAGUGAAGACAACAAGUUUAAUGGGCAACAGCAAUAGCAGCAAGUCGAGCGUGAGCAAAUCGUACAGUUCGGAGGACGGGAUCCAUCGGGAUCAACAGCACCAUCACCAUCACCACGGAUUCGAUAACAAUCAAAUCAGCCACUCACAGAGGUCCCUCCAAAGUUUGAACAGCUUCACUUCCGGCUUCAGCUUCCGCAGGCAAAACUCCACCAAGAGUGGGAAAGCCAUUGCGAGGACUUACCAGUCUAGCAGAGAUUGUUGGCCCUCUGCGCACAUAGAGUCCAGCUUCCUGCCAGUGUUCCCAGCCCAUUGUCCAACAAGGGACACAGAGUUCAGUUUUCUCGAGGAGGUUGCACAGGGCGCCUUUGGGCAGGUGUACAAAGUCAAGCAGGCUGGUUCUUUGUAUGCACUCAAAGUUCUUUCUAAAUAUAAAGUCUUUAAGGACAACGCCGUCCAGCAAGUGAAAGACGAGGUGCAGAUUCAGAAGGCCUGUGGUCACCACACGUUCGUAGUGAACUGUCCGUUCAAUUGGCAGAGCAAGAAGCGUCUCUACAUUGUUACCGACUUCGUGUCCGGCGGAGAGCUCCAUCAGCUGCUGAAGAAUUGCGCAAUCCUGCCGUUAGCCGUGGUGCAGUUGUACGUGGCCCAGCUGGCGAUAGUCUUAGAUUUCCUACACAACGCGGGCGUGAUUUAUCGUGACUUGAAACCGGAGAAUAUACUGCUUGACAACGAAGGGAAUGUGCAGUUGACUGACUUCGGUUUAUCCAAGUGGUUGCCGUACGGCAACAGGACGAAAACAGUUUGCGGGACACUCAAGUACAUUGCGCCGGAGGUGUUGGCGAAAGAGCCGUACGGACACGCCGUCGACUGGUGGUCUCUGGGAGUCGUGGCCUGCCUGAUGCUGACCGCUCAAGGUGUGGGGGGAUUGUCAGGAUUGUGGAUGGGUUUAAAUUAG
Molecule: messenger RNA, 1609 nt
Organism: Nicrophorus vespilloides
Lineage: Eukaryota; Metazoa; Arthropoda; Insecta; Coleoptera; Silphidae
Gene: S6KL
Product: serine/threonine-protein kinase S6KL
Exons: 8
Coding region: 674-1609 (311 amino acids)
Biological process (GO): protein phosphorylation
Molecular function (GO): protein serine/threonine kinase activity; ATP binding
Source: RefSeq, a predicted model, not a curated record